UAGCAGCACGGCUGCGUUCUCAAAGCGGAACGAAGCUUUUGAGCUUUCGCGCCCAGUCCGUGCCCGCCCGUUCCCGCCCUUUCCCGGCGGCGGGGGCGCUGAGGCGGCAGCGCGGGGGGCCUGAGGGCAGCCGGGGCCCGGGGCUUUGGUUCUCUGCUGCAGCGGGGGCUGCGAGGAGCCCCGGCCCUGCCGCUUGUGAGUCCCCUCAGGGUGCACCUGAGCGCCCGAGUCUCCCCUGCUGUCUGAGGUCGGUCCCCACGGUGAAAAGCCCCACACAGCACCGGUUUGUUUAGUUUCUUUUUGGGGCACGGUGGAAAAAAGAGGUGAGUGGUGGAAAAAUCACUGUUGAAAUACACACCUGUGGAUUGGAGACACUCAGAUCGGCUAAAAGAGGUACCCACACGAGAUGGGCAAGGGCCGUGUGGGCGUGUGAGGUGGCAGGAUUGUUUUCCACCUGGCUGAGGGGGACUGAGAAGUUCUUCUUUGUAAACUCAUUUUUAGUGCAAAGAAAAGCGUCUGUACGUCGGAUAAAAUAGAUGCUUGCAGUUAAAAGUGCCAUGGCAGCACAGGGACAGGCACAGCCAGACACUAUGGACCAGCCUCUCCUCCUUUACAACACGUCCUCAACAAUCAAUAUUCAAAAAGCAGAUUAAGUCCUGACAAUUUUCUUUAAUUGGAGGAUAAUUCUAAUGCAAGGGCUUUUGAUUUUCCAGCCAAUAAAUACACUUGUUUUCCAAGACACUUGUAAAAUCUAAAAAUCUUCAUACUACAUUGAGAAGCUUCAACCUCAGAAAAAGCUUGGUAUUAAAAAAGCACUGUUCCUUCCUUAGCAUAGUGGACCAUGUUUGUACAGAUCUAUGGAAUUUGGGAUUAAAAAACAUUUUCACAGCUAUUGACAAACAAUUAAAAUUAAACAAAGAAAACCAAAAACAGGAAACUGAGGUGCGUUAAGGUGAGUUGAUAAUGUUGGAAGGAGCUCACAGUCCUCAAUUUCCAUGUGUGAACCUAAUUUUCAGAUGUGUCUCUGCCCUGGCUAGUAGAAAAUCUACUGAUAUUUCUAGCUGUGUUGGAUUGUGUCUAGAAUGAGAGGUUUACUGAAGUAAAUAAGUAACUAUAUUUUUAAAAAGAGGGUAGUCUAUGUGUAAAAAUGUUUACCAGUGUAGAAAUGGCAUUACUUACAGAAUGCAGAGGUAUAAUAGCUAUAUAGAAAGAUAAAUCAGAACCUGGAAGGUGCCCAGCUCUUAAAAAAAACAGCAUAAGCUUAUGUAUCUCUGUCUUUACAGUGUGGGAUGGCUUGUAGAAUCACAUUGUUCCCUACGGUUUAUCAUUUCUCUAUUUUGGACAGUAGAAUACUGGCAUAGCUUUUGGGGAAUGCAGUACUGGAUAUGACAAAAUGUGUAAUAAACCUUAUGGAAGCUAAGCUGGCAGACAUCUUCAGAAAAUGGAUAGUUUAUCUUUUUUUCCCCAGCAGAAUCACGUAUGUUCCUAACAGCCCUGGCAUUUUUAGCAUGUUUUUAAAAGCAUCACUGAUGUGGAAUACCUCAAAACUAAACGAGUUUGACUGCUUACAUAUCUCUACAGGUGUAGACUGUUAAAAGACCCAUAAUAGGACUAUGUAAGCAUGAAAACAUACUGAUUUUCAAUUUAUUGUGGGGGGGAGUUAUGUCACAAAUACAAUAUACUGUUUCAGUAAGAAAAGAUCUCACCAUGGCACCGUCAGGAAGAAAGCAUGGAGGAAAAGCUGGUAAACCAGCACAGGAAGAUCAGACCAUACCUACUUAUGACUUUGAGGAGGAAAGAAAGGAACUGAGUGGAUCAGAGGAAGAUAUUAGAGAAGGUGCUUAUAUGACUUUUUUUAGCACAUUUGUAAAAUGUGAAUUUUAUCACAUUUAGAAUAGAAGGGAAGAACUUCUGAGUCAACCAGGGCCUGAGCAAAACAUGGUUUGUAAUACCUGACACCACCAGGCUCCUAUUGUGUAAUUUUGAUUGGUAAUUUUCAAAAUAAUAUAAAUAUUUGUGAUUUUUGCUUUUUAAAGGUACAGAAUUACAGUACCUAUUUUACAGUACCGCAAAAUUCGGAUUGGACUUUAUAAUUUUUAUGUUAUUUUUAGCUUUCUGCUGGUUGCUGUAUUGUGGGUUGGAAGAAAUGGUGCAGCAGUGGACAGAGAAAGUGAAACUGUUUGGGACCAGGGCAGAGAACUCAAAGCAGCGCCAGCUCCAAUCUGGGCCUGCAGAAUAAUUCACCUCCAUCUGUCAACUGCAGACUCAGAGAUAGGAGCUGCCUGUGUGACUGAUGGGAACUGACCUUGAGACAUGGUCAGGGAAAUGGCAUUACAGAACAUAAUUACACUUCUAAUAGCUCCAACAAGCAACACAAAAUGUAUUUCUGUAAAUAUUUCUACAAUCCCUCUUUAUUAAGGUGACACAGCAGUAAUGGACAAGCAUGGAAAGAAAAGACCUCUGGUGACUACUCAUGCUCCAGAUGAUGUGGGGGGUGAAGUACAGAAUAUGUUGGAGAGAUUUGGAGCUGACAUUAACAAGGCUCUCUUAGCUAAGAGAAAACGAUUAGAAAUGUAUACAAAAGCCUCACUCAAAACCAGCAACCAGAAGAUUGAACACGUUUGGAAAACGCAGCAGGAGCAAAGGCAGAAACUCAAUCAUGAGUUCUCCCAGCAGUUCAUGACUUUAUUUCAGCAAUGGGAUGUAGAUGUGCAGAAGGCAGAGGAGCAGGAAGAAAAACUAGUGAAUAUGCUUCGUCAGCAACAAAAAGUUUUUCAACAGGCAAGAAUAGUUCAAAGCCAGAGACUGAAAACCAUUAAGCAACUCUAUGAGCAAUUCUUAAAGAGCAUGGAAGAGCUGGAGAAGAGCAAUGAAAAUCUUCUGGUUGGUGCCCAAAAUGAACUUCGCAAGGAAAUGGCAAUGUUGCAGAAGAAGAUUAUGAUGGAUACUCAACAGCAGGAGAUGGCAACUGUGCGCAAGUCUCUUCAGUCCAUGUUAUUCUGAUGGCUCAGUGGAGGAGCAGCUUGUACCUAAGUAGCACGAUACAAGUACAGGCAUUAGAAGGAUGUUGAGAUUCAAAUCUUUCAAGGUUCCUAUUAAACUCUUUCCUGGAUUGUUCUCAUCUUGUCUGUUAAUGUUGUAAGAACAUAUCUUAGUAAACUUUUAUUACUGGGGGACAGUAUGGACCCCAAACCAUUCACUGUCUGUUCAGCUGAUUUUUAAAAAUUUCAUACCCAAUUCCAAUAGCAUUGGACUGUUUAAAUUCUUUCACUUUUUCUAAUACAAACUGUAACAAGGGGAAGAAUUAAUGAAACAUGCAUUACCCAGAUUUACAUAAUAACUGGAGGCCUUUAGGUACAUUGUGCAAAUAGAAGCAUUUCUAACAAACUGCAGAUUUUCAGUUUCAACAUUUAGUCUGCUGAUAUAUUAGCUGUUAUAUGAAUUCACAGUGUAUUACUUAGCUCAGAAUUGUUUAAUGAUGUGUAUUAUGGUAAAUUAAAGUAAAUUUUGUUAACUCUUUUGUUAGUCUAGCCAUUCUACUAUCUCUGUAUUAGUAAGAAAUUUAUAAACUGCUGUAAUUUGUCCAGAAAAUGGGGUUUUUUUAGUUAAAUUAUUAGCUUAAUGUAUCAGCUCAAGUAAAGAUAAUUAAACAUUACACAUUUUUUUUUGUAGGACUACUGCUAGAAGAAAUCUACCUCAUCUAUUUAGUACAGGCUGUUACAAGCCUUUGAGAUGGAAUAUUACUUUUUGCAAUUCCAAAUGACUAGCAAUUUAGGGAGGCUUGAGUUUUAAGGGUAAAGCAUUUAUCUUUCAUGUACCUCAUUACAGUAAAUAAGUAUAAACUAAAUUGGUUUAGUGUGCAUGCAGUUUGUUUUCACAGAAAACCAUUACACCUUAAUAUGUACUUUUAAAAAUUAGGUAGUUACCAACAUAUUUAAUGCUUUAAUACCACAGUAGAUAAAACAAAAACUAGCCACACACACAAUGUGAUGUUUUCACAACAAUGUAUUUCAAAACCAUAUUUUUCUUCUCAGCCUACUAGCAUUCUUUAGGUCAGAGUCUGGUCAUUUGAUGAUGCUUCUACAGGUCUGGAAGCCAGAUUAGUGAUGGCUAACUUGCAGUAACUUCAGCUAUUUGGUUGUAACGAGUAUGGAACUCCUUGUUCUGCCUCUGCUGGGAUUCAGGACAGGAGCAAACAUGGAAGUCACACUGCUACCCUGACACACGAGGCAAUGCAGCCUUCUCAUGGGGAAACUAGUAACAAUGCUGAUUUCUAAUUACCGAGUCUCAGCCCUCUAAGGACAGUUACAGGAGGCUAUGAAGUAGGUGACAGCUUCUGCUUCAGAUCUUCAAUAGGUUAUUUGUUAGCAUUACCUCCUGGUUCUGGUUUUAUUUGUUAGUAUUGAGUCAUGGUUCUGGUUUUCUGAGUGAUUUCUGCAUUACUUUCCUAGUAUCCACAUACUUCAAUCAUAUCCUCAAAACUACUGAUACCUACUGUGCCAGGACACAGUUUUGACCAUUGUGGAGAACCCACUCAUUUCACUCUUUCACUCUAAAGACAUUGCCUGUGUCUUUUUAUCAGGAAGUUAAUUUGCUUACAGUAUUUGGCCAAAGUAAAAUGGUCCUUACCAUCUUUUUUCUAUUUGACCGUGGCCUGGGUUCAGGCUAAAUUCAUGUGCAGAUGCUGUGUCAUUUCCAGCCUCAAACAGGAGUAGUAGGAUUCAUUCUGAAUUGAUAUUAGUCACUUUGAGUUGUAGUCCUUUGGCAUUAACUGAUACAGUUAUCACUCAAAAGGAUCAUUAUACUCUUAGGCAGGAGGGUGGUUGAUGCUAUUUUAUUCCUCCAGACCAACACACAAUACACCACUUCAAAAGUUCCUUGAAUGCUUCAGGAAUCAUUUUUGAAUUAAAAGCAGGUAGGAGGCUGCAGUGGUAGCAUUUUUAAAACAACAGUGGCAUUCUUUAUUGCAACAGUCCUCUUGUUAGACAUAUUAUGUUACCCAGUGGGUCUGUUCUUGAAGGAGGAGAGAGGCUGAUAUUGGGCCUAAGUUCCUGGUUUAGAGUUUUACAUUAUGGUUCAGUUUUGUGCUUUUUUUGUUUCAAUAAAGUACAAUGGUAAUGGGAGCAAUAGGUAAUGAGGUAAUAGGAUCAAUUAAGGUAAAUGAACACAGUGAUAACAAAAACACCACAGAGGGAAACGGAGGUGGGCUGCAGUGCUGGAGCAACAGGCAUUGAAGUUGAUCAGUGAACUUAAUCCUUCACUUGCAUAGGCUUACAGAUACAAGUGAGGGUACCUAAAGUUCGAGUCCUGUCCUUACACUGCUACCUGUAGUCUAGAUAAGGAAGAAGUACAAUGACACUAACCUUACUAUGACCACAAAACCAGAAACUGGCCUUGAAAGAAAGUGCAAGCCAAAGUUUCAUGUGGUAGCAGUAGGUUAUGUACUUAGAUACCAGAGAAUGCAUGAAGUCUAUAGGCACUCAUAACAGUACCUUGAAGUAGAAGAAAAUUUUCCUGAGCUGUACUUCCUUUAUCUACUGAUCUAACAGCUUGUUCCUUAGAAGUACCAGAAGAGAGAUUGAGUGAUUUUUGUCUCAUUUUACCAGCCUUAAUAAUGCAGGAUUGAAUUAGUUGGUGUAACUGACAACCACUUCAGAGCAGUUCUAACUAAACUUUAGAAACUAAUGCAACAAGAUUAGACAAUUGGGUUAGGGAAACAUGAAAUUCCUCUUCAAAUUCUGGUUGGUAGCACCUUGGUUUGCAUCUACAUGCACCAGAAGAGAAGUACAGAAUUAAAGUUACCUAACAGGAAAUGGCAGCAUUUUCAAAUGUAGUAUUUGAGGUCUGAAACACAGGGAAAUAGGUGUACAACAGCAUCUGCACAAUGUUUUAUCUACUAAUUCUAACAUCUGGUAAUGUCUGAAACACAGUGAACUUUCUCAUAAAACUGUUUUCUUCAAAAGCUUAAUCUGUCUUCCCAAAAAAGAGAGGCUGCUUCGUUCCCCUAACUGCUUCUUCUCUUGUCCUUGAUCUAU
Prinia subflava (tawny-flanked prinia) is the source of this 6035-nucleotide messenger RNA. It is a transcript of the gene SYCP3, whose product is annotated as synaptonemal complex protein 3. NCBI's taxonomy places the organism in Eukaryota, Metazoa, Chordata, Aves, Passeriformes, Cisticolidae. Gene Ontology annotation, cellular component: synaptonemal complex. Gene Ontology annotation, biological process: meiotic cell cycle; spermatid development. Bases 2434 to 3003 code for a protein of 189 amino acids. The record is from RefSeq and is a predicted model, not a curated record. The transcript is spliced from 7 exons.